AUGUCCAUCCUUGGUCUUCUUGACUCCCAGCAGCCUUUGAUACCAUCAACCAUGGUGACCUUCUGUAUCGUCUUUGACCUGAUGACUGAAAUGAUUUGUUCUGCUCACUUCCAUGCAAACUUUUCCUUGAACAUGAGCAGCGUGAGGGCAUUUCACAUGUUCCUUGCCUUCUGCCUUAUUCUACUCAACUUUGGAAGCCUGCAAUGCCUUGUUUUAAGACAAGGGGACGAAAGGCAUGAAAGACAACUGCAUCUGGCAUCUCCAGCCGGGAACAGCUUAGCAGACACAAAUGCAUCAAACCCAGAGGGUAACUUAAGCUCAUCCAUGAAUAUAGCCAGCGCUUCUGCUUCUGAAAGCCUUUAUGGAGCCUCAGUAGACCCAUCCAGGAAGUCAUUAAACAGAGCCACAACUGAAAAAACAACCUUACCAACCAUUCUGCAUGUUCCCAAUCCCUCGGAGUCCGCAGAUAUGAAUGCUUUUGCCAGCACAGGUCUGGAGAGUGCUGCAGAAAGCGAAAGGCAAAUCAGUCUCAAUGGGCCCAAUGUAAAACCGGAUAAAUAUGGGACACAGGAAGCUUUAUUUGCCAAUGUUGUGACAAUUCCAGAUCUUGUUGAAGACAAUACACUUAGCUCUGCAAAAGAAACAGUGGAAGGAGGUGGGGGAGAAGGAAAACUAGAAGGAGAUCAGUUUACACUACGCAGUCUGGAGGAAGCUACCCAUGUUGACCCUUCAGACAAUCCCCAGGUAACUAUCCCCAAAGUAAUAAGUAGUUUUCCCACUAUAACAUCAUCAAGAAGCCUUUCCAAAAAUCCAUUUCUUCCAACGAGCCCACCAGUUGAUUUAACAAAAGGAUCCGAUGGAAAUAGCUUCCCAACCAUUUGGAUGGGCACAGAUGCUGCUACAGAGCCCAGGUUGUUGCCUGCAGGUGCCUCCUUAAAUUUGGAAGGGGAACUCUCAGAGAACCAAGGGCCCUUGAAAGGCAUUUUAAGCACUACCACAAUGGCCACUGCAGGCUUGCUGUUAAGUGAUGAGUGGGACGAUACCAAAUUAGAGCCUUCCAGCCAAGCGAAAGCUAUGCAUCCUCUGAAGAUAAAUCAACCUUGGAUAGCACAACCAACAGGACAGGAGGACGAUGAUGUGAAAAAGGACCUGUCACCAAGAUUAUUGGUGACCACGGCAAAAGGAAGCAAAGAUAAUCAGAAUGGGUCAGGCCAGGUACCCAUGCAGGUAGAGGAAUUGGCCAAUACAAGCUUGAAUCUUGCUCAUACCAUCGAUCCCUCUGAGACGGUUGGAGCCCAGUCUGAAAAUCCAGGGGAAAAUGUAGAUCCAACAGUGAUCAUUAGGUCUGGAUUGCUUUCUGAGACUAUAACUACAACAGAUGCAACCAAAUCAGAUGUCUUCCAAACCUUAAGACAUCAAUUAAGAGGAACAGCCACAGCCUUCCCUGGUACUGCUACUGUGCCAUCCCCUGGGAUCUCAGGAGGCCUACCUACCCAGAAGAUUACAGAAUCACAAAAUGUGAUGAUGAAAGAAAUAGAAUUGGCAACUCAGAUAUCAGCGGUUUCCAGCACCCCCCAACUCUUGAGGAUAUUAGAAACAGUUGCUCCUACAGAAUCUCCUCCUUCCACCCAUCUCCCAGAGAAAAUGGUGGAAGUUAAAGAACCUGUCACUCUCCUAGAGAAUAAAGAGAUCAUCUCUGUUACCUAUAGUCCUGCAACGCUGGCUGACCUGAGGGUGCCAAAUGAAAUGACUCUGCCUUCUUUGGCAUCUUCUACAAGGCAAACCACAGUUCUAGCUGCCCACCGAAUGACCACAGCUUCAACUUAUGGGCUGGAAAGUCUGGAAUCAGAAGAGGUAGAGGAGGAGGAAGAGGAAGAGGAGGAGGAAGAAGAAGAGGAAGAGGAGGAUAUGGAUGAGGAUGAAGAAGAGAAUGAUGAUGACAGAGAACCCAGUUUAAUCGAUGAAAACUUAGAUGAUGCUGACCUCUCUAGUUUUACUGUUCCUGGGGAAACCUCACAAGAACCCUUGGAAGGUUUGGAAAAUCCUGCAGGAGAGCUCUCCGGAAUAUCCUAUCAUGUACCAAAUGCAAUUGAAUGGGAACAGCAGAACCAAGGGCUUGUGAGAAGCUGGAUGGAAAAACUGAAAGACAAGCCCUAUAAGGCAGGAUACAUGUCUGGAAUGCUGGUCCCGGUGGGUGUAGGCAUUGCUGGAGCCCUCUUCAUCCUGGGAGCACUUUAUAGCAUCAAGAUCAUGAACCGCCGUCGCAGAAAUGGUUUUAAAAGACAUAAGCGAAAGCAGAGAGAAUUCAACAGCAUGCAAGACCGGGUGAUGCUUUUAGCAGACAGCUCUGAAGAUGAAUUUUGAAUUGGGCUGCAAAGCUACAUCAUGUUUUCCAGUGACUUACUUUGUUUGCAAAGGGAGGUUUGCAAGUAAAAAAAAAAAGUCUUUCUGCUGCAUCCCAGCAGCCUGCCCCUGUUGUGCGUUCACAUGGCAGUGUUGCUUUACACAACCAGUCCCCAAAAGGAGAAACACACACAGCCAAACACAUCCCACUCACAGCAUGUUGCAGCCUCUUUUUUAAAAAAAACAACCCAUGCAUUAGUGCAACUUCAUUUCCAUUGCACUGCAUGUUCUUAAGGAUGAAACUAACAAUGACUCCACUAAGAGGGGGAGGGGGGACAAGACAGGCUGAAUGACAAUAAUGGUCCUAAGGUUUUAAUUUUCGUUUUGAUGCUAGCAAUCAAAAUGUCAUCCUUUUCCAUCUUGUCUUGGGGAGGAUGAUUUUUAACCCAAAUAAUGCCUGUCAAUCUCCCACUAGGGAGCCUCUUCUAAGAUGUGGAAUUUCCUGAGCUGAAGUUCAUGGUUUUGAAAAUAAUUGGCUCUGUUUAAUUAACAAAGGGGUCAUCUAGAAGCAGUCCACCUCAUAAACAGGAUAGUAACUAUGUAGGUAGAGUACAAUGAACAAGCACGUCAUGUAUAUAUAGUGUAUUAUGCUUAGGGCCAAGCUAGAUAGAUACAUAUCCAAGAGACCUGUGCUUUGUUUUUGUUCAUUGUGAAACAAAUGGGAGUGGAAGAACAGUAGGGAGGGGGUGGGAGAGUGCUUUCAUCAGCUCAGUGGGGGACCCAUAAAGAUCAAAGUACUAAGCAAUUGUCACAUAUGCAUGGCAUACUUCACAUGACUAUUUACUCAGCUCCCACAGAUAAAAACCUCUCUACUGUUCCCAAAGUGAUAUGGAAGUGGUCCGUGUACAUUUGAUCUGUGAGAGAUCAUUACUUGGUGCUGUAGUCAUCAAAUGAUGGCAAUGAACCAGUGGUAAAUGCAUGAUAGUGGUGCCCAAAUUCCUGAUACCUUGAGGCAAAGCACUUUUUGAUCUGGGUUAAAGUUUAGCGUACAUUUUUUUUAUGCACUCAGACAAACACCAAGAGCUCCGAGCAUGUUCUUUUGCAGCUGCUUGGGUAUUGAGCAACGUUAUCAGCCCUAUUUAUUUAUUUGGAAAAUUUAUAUAGCUGCGUGGAGUCACCUGUGAGCAAGUAGGUGGCAGUAUAAAUAUUCCAAAUAAAUAAAUAAAUAGGGCUGACAGUUCCGUAUACAUCUUUGCAUCCAUAAAGCACCCUGCCCCAUUUCACUUCCUUUUAAUUUAGCGAUUCCAGUGAAAGCUUGCAUUCUGUGGAACCACCUUCUAACAUUCUAUUAUUUUUUUUACAAAAAUAUCUCUAGAUUCAAUAGACAUUUCAUAUCUUUUCUUGGAAAAUAAACAUGGUGGCCACAUGUAGUUAUUUUUUUCUGCAAAAUGUAGGGGAAAAAAGGUCCAAUUGGGCACCACUUUUUGUGGAGCAUAAGAACUAUCCUCAUUGGCCAUGUCCACAGCAGAAGCUGUUUUGAAAAUAGGUGAGCCUUUAGAAACGAUUUCAAGGGAGCUCCCUCCAAGAUGUUCAAAAUUCCAAAUAUCAAACUAGCCAAUGCAUUACCUAACACAGUCUGAUUUACCGGAUUCUCUCCCAUUGAGUUAGACAAUCAUUCCCAUUUUUCCCAGUUAAUGGGGAUGAUGGAAAUAUUUCUAUACAAUAUGGAGAGAGUUAGAGGUGGGGAAGGCUGGACUGUUCAACUUCCUUGGGAAUAAAAAUGUGCUUCGAACUUCGAGCUUUUGCCACACCAGUUAAAUAAAUUAGUAAGAGCUCUUGUCUUGCUUUUCAUAAAAAGACAAGAGACAUUUAUUAAGCUAGACUUUCGGUUACUUCUCCCAAUUAUUAUCCACCUGGAGCCAUUACAACUGUUAGGGGUUUCAGGAAGAGGUCACACUCAAAAAUAUUGGCUAAAGCCAGAAAUUGGGAAUUUCUGUGGACCAAACAAACAAACGUUCUGGCCUUUUCUUUUUUUCAGAAGAAAGAGAGGAUGAAGUGAAAGCUAUAACAAGAAAUCUUUAGCUUUAUUAACAAUUAAGUGAUUACCGUUUCUGAUAUACUAUAACUUAAUUUUACCAAAAUGCUUUGCCUCUUUGGCUCACAUGUUUUAGGAAUCAUUGUCUCAUCAGUUUACCUGAUGGAAGUAUGUAUAAAUAUAUCCUCUGUGUAGGGUUUCAAUUUGGAGGAUAUGUUUUAUUUUGUUUAAUGACCCUCCUUAGGGUUAUGUGAAGGUGAGAAAAAAGGAGGGCAGUUCUGGUCAAUAACUUCAGAGUAGCAGUACACCACAAAGUAAAUAGUAAGUAAGCAGGAAAGAAGUACGAAAGCAGCUGAAAUGUGUCUAGUUACAGGCUUCUAGUCCAUGGAGAGCAAUUUGUUGUCUUAAGGAUAUUAAACAUUAUUUUUGUAGAACGAACACACACACACACACACACACACACACUAUAAAUAAGCAAUGUCUUAGUAAGAGUGGCUUCCUAGCAUAGCAUCCCAAGAUUGCAGACAAGAGGGCCCAAGACUUCCAGCCAAUUGUAAACAAAGCAAUAUGGCUGCAAGGAACAGCAAACUGGGAUCAUGGAUGGCCAAACCAGAAGCUCCCAAGACCAAAGACUUCCAAAAAGUGCUAGAAUGUGAUGUGUAGCACAUCAUAUGUUGGGUUGCCUUUUUUUGAUCUGGCAAGGGCUGAAGGCCAUGCAUGCACCCAGUGAUAGCGUGAAGUUGAGAUGACAGAGAUGACAAAGACGAUUCAGAAGCAACGGAAUGGACUGAGCUUCUCUAGAAUAAAGAUGAAAGAUCAUAUUUUGGAUGCUUCCAAUCCCCCCUCCCCCCAAUUCUAAUAAAACCAUAAAUUGGCUGAAUCAAAACUUUUAUCCCCAAUAUGUCAAGAAUGUCAAUAAAAUAAAAUAGAGAUACUCUUUCCCUCCUCCUCUCCAUGCCUGCCAGUUCAGCAGUAUGGAACAGCAAAGCCUGUUCUGUAUCUUCUAGUGCAUGUUCUCCUCCCACCCAGUGGCUCACUACAACAUAUUCAAAGCAGCCAGUCCAAGCAAAGCAAUCCUCCUGCUACCCCUUGCAAUUUCUCCAAUGGCUCUUCUUGCUGGAUUAGACAUGGCAGGCCCCAAAUAUCAUAGGCUAGAGCUGUGAUGGUGAACACAUGGCACACAUGCCACAGGUGGCACGCAGAGCCAUUUA
Molecule: messenger RNA, 5589 nt
Organism: Pseudonaja textilis
Lineage: Eukaryota; Metazoa; Chordata; Lepidosauria; Squamata; Elapidae
Source: RefSeq, a predicted model, not a curated record